Molecule: messenger RNA, 5249 nt
Organism: Psammomys obesus (fat sand rat)
Lineage: Eukaryota; Metazoa; Chordata; Mammalia; Rodentia; Muridae
Gene: Ciita
Product: class II major histocompatibility complex transactivator
Exons: 21
Coding region: 83-3436 (1117 amino acids)
Biological process (GO): inflammatory response; positive regulation of MHC class II biosynthetic process; positive regulation of MHC class I biosynthetic process
Molecular function (GO): ATP binding; protein binding
Source: RefSeq, a predicted model, not a curated record
GCUGAAGGCAAAAAGACCUGCAGCGCACGAAGAGACCUGCAGCGGCAACGCGCAGGAGCCCAGCCGUAGUCUGUGUGCCACCAUGGAACUCGGGUCUCUGGAGGGCAGCUACCUGGAGCUCCUUAACAGCGAUGCGGACCCCCUACACCUCUACCACCUCUAUGACCAGAUGGACCUGGCGGGGGAGGAGGAGAUCGAGCUCUGCUCAGAGCCUGACACAGACACCAUCAACUGCGACCAGUUCAGCAAGCUUUUGCAAGAUAUGGAAGGGGAUGAAGAGACCCGGGAGGCCUAUGCCAACAUUGCGGAACUGGAUCAAUAUGUGUUCCAGGACAGCCAGCUGGAGGGCCUCGGCAAGGACUUCUUCAUAGAGUAUAUUGGAGCAGAGGAAGGCUGUGGGAGGAGUACCGAGGUCCCUGGAGAAGCAGGAAGGAGACCUCAGAAGAGAUGCUUCCCAGAAGAGCACACUAUGGACUCAAAGCACAGGAAGCUAGCUGAGCCCUCUAUGGUACCCAUGCUGACUGGCAGCUUCCUGAUGGGGCCAGCAAACCUCUCCACCGUGCCCUUCCUACCACCUGCUUUGUCCAAUCAAGAGCCAGCACCCAGCCACACAGACCUAGAGGGAGCUGCUCAGAUGCCUGUGUCCUCCUCUAGCUCCUCACUGAACUGUUUGGAUCUCCCUGCUGGGCAUAUCCAGAUCCUCACCACUCUACCUCAGGGACUCUGGCAAAUCUCAGGGGCUGGCGCAGGGCUCUCCAAUGUCCUAAUCUACCAUGGUGAGAUGCCCCAGGGCAACCAAGGACUCCCUUCAAGCAGCCCCACUGUCCCCAGUCUUCCCAAAUCCCCAGAGCGGCCCGGCUCCACCAGCCCCUUUGCACCAUCUGCAGCUGACCUGCCCAACAUGCCCGAACCUGCGCUGACCUCCCGUGUAAACGAGACGGAGGAUACAGCACCCUCCCUGGACCAAGAGGAUCCUGAGUCUUCCAACAAGCUUCCAAAAUGGCCAGCGUCUGUGGAGCAGUUCCAGCAGUCCCUGCAGGACAAGUACCAGCUGUUGCCUGAGAGCCUGACCGGUCCCCUGGUGGCCAUGGAGCUGGUGCGAGCCAGGUUGGAGAGAGGCAGCAACAAAAGUCAGGAAAGGGAACUGGCCACUCCUGACUGGACAGAGCGCCAGCUAGCCCAUGGUGGUCUGGCUGAAGUGCUUCAGGUUGCCAGUGACUGCAGGCGACCACGAGAGACACAGGUGAUAGCCGUGCUGGGUAAGGCCGGCCAGGGCAAGAGCCACUGGGCCCGAACUGUGACUUACGCCUGGGCAUGUGGCCAGUUGCCACAAUAUGACUUUGUCUUCUAUGUCCCCUGCCAUUACUUGGAUCGUCCAGGGCACACCUACCACCUACGGGAUUUUCUCUGUCCCCCAAGCCUGCAGCCACUGGCCAUGGAUGAUGAAGUCUUUGGUCACAUUGUGAGGCAGCCAGACCGCAUCCUGCUCAUUCUAGAUGCUUUUGAGGAGCUAGAAGCCCAAGAAGGCCUCCUGCAUGGACCAUGUGGACCUCUGUCCCCAGAGUCCUGUUCCCUCCGGGCACUGCUAGCUGGGCUUUUCCAGCGGAAGUUGCUGCGUGGCUGCACCCUGCUCCUCACAGCCCGACCCCGGGGCCGCCUGGCUCAGAGCCUGAGCAAGGCAGAUGCCAUCUUUGAGGUACCUAGCUUCUCUAUUAAACAGGUCCAGACUUACAUGAGGCAAUACUUUGAGAACUCAGGGACAGCGGAGACCCAAGACAAGGCCCUGGGCCUCCUGGAGGGCCAGCCUUUUCUCCUCACCCACAGUCAUAGCCCUGCUCUAUGCAAGACCAUGUGCCAGCUCUCCAAGACCCUGCUGGAACAGGGAACAGAGGCCCGGCUGCCUUGCACACUUACAGGGCUCUAUGUUGGCCUGCUAGGCCCUGCAGCCCGAGACAGUCCUCCAGGAGCCUUAAUUGAGCUGGCCAAGCUGGCCUGGGAGCUGGGCCGCAGACACCAAAGCACCUUGCAAGAAACCCAGUUUCCAUCAGUGGAGGUGAAAACCUGGGCAGUGACCCGAGGCUUGGUGCAGCCUGUCCUGGGGACCACAGAGGCCCAACUGGCCUUCUCCAGUUUUCUGCUACAAUGCUUCCUAGGUGCUGUGUGGCUGGCACAGUGCAGUGAAAUAAAAGACAAGGAGCUGCCGCAGUACCUGGCCUUGACCCCAAGGAAGAAGAGACCUUAUGACAACUGGCUUGAAGGUGUGCCACGCUUUCUGACUGGAUUGGUUUUCCAGCCUCGGGCCCACUGCUUGGGGGCUCUGGUGGAGCCUGCAGUGGCUGCAGGGGCAGACAAGAAACGGAAGGUUCUUACCAGGUACCUGAAGCGCCUGCAGCUGGGGACACUUCGGGCUGGGAGGUUGCUGGAGCUGCUGCACUGUGCUCACGAGACUCAGGAAGCUGGGAUUUGGGAGCAUGUGGCGCGUCAACUCCCCGGGCACCUCUCCUUCCUGGGCACCCGGCUCACACCCCCAGAUGUACAUGUGCUGGGCCGGGCCUUAGAGUCGGCCAGCCAGGACUUCUCCCUGGACCUUCGUCAGACUGGCAUUGAGCCCUCUGCACUGGGAAACCUCGUGGGACUCAGCUGUGUCACCGGUUUCAGGGCCUCACUGAGUGACACAAUGGUGCUAUGGGAGUCCCUACAGCAGCAGGGAGAGGCCCAGCUACUCCAGGCAGCAGAGGAGAAGUUUACCAUUGAGCCAUUUAAGGCCAAAUCUCCAAAGGAUGUGGAAGACCUGGACAGCCUUGUGCAGACUCAGAGGCUCAGAAACCCCUCAGAUGAUGCAGCUAAGGGUCUUCCUGCUAUCCGGGACCUUAAGACGCUAGAGUUCUCGCUGGGCCCCAUCUUGGGCCCGAAGGCUUUCCCUACACUGGCAAGGAUCCUUCCAGCCUUCUCCUCCCUGCAGCACUUGGACCUGGACUCACUUAGUGAGAACAAGAUCGGGGACAAAGGUGUGUCACAGCUCUCAGCCACCUUCCCUCAGCUGAAGGCCCUGGAGACUCUCAACCUGUCCCAGAAUAGCAUCACUGAUGUGGGUGCCUGCAAGCUUGCAGAAGCCCUUCCGGCCCUAGCCAAGUCGCUCCUGAGGCUGAGCUUGUACAAUAACUGCAUCUGUGACGCAGGAGCCAGGAGCCUGGCACAAGUGCUUCCAGACAUGGUGUCCCUGCGGGUGAUGGACGUUCAGUUCAACAAGUUCACGGCUGCCGGUGCCCAACAGCUGGCCUCCAGCCUUCAGAAGUGUCCUCAAGUCGAAACGCUGGCAAUUGCACUUGAACCCGUGAUCCCCUGCCUCGGCCUCCGGAAUGCAGGAUGUGGACACCCACUAUCCCCUUUGGGGUUCAGGAGCACCUGCAGCACCUGGAUGCCAGGAUCAGCCUGAGAUGACCCUGCUGUGCUCUGGACAAGCACAUACUCUGGGGACACUGACCACGCUGGACCUUGAACUGGGUACUGUGGACUCAGCUCUUCUGUGAACCGUAUCCUGUGAGAGUCAGCAUGCUGGCACCUUGCUCCUGCCAGUCAGAGUUGGGCCCUGCCUAGAUCAGGAACAGGUGCAUGCCUUGCUCUUCUACAGGCCCCAAGACCAGCUCCAGGCUCUGACAGGGCCAGGUGGGAAGCCAGCCCCAUUCGGCGGCUGUGAGCAUUGGCAGACAGGCCUGGGCUGCCCUCAGUGGGUUCACCCAGGAGGCUGAGGACCGUCUCUUCGACAUUCCAAGCCAGAAAGAGGAAUUGAAGCAACCAAGCACCUGCCUGUCCAGGCCAGAGCCAGCACAUCUUCCUGGCUGCUUCAGACAGGGCCUGCUUGGGGGCUCUGAGGACACUAAGGGUGACUCUGGCCCGCAGACCUCUAAAUGUGACAGGGAGUUUAUAGCAGCUCCUUCUACUUGUGACGCUGUUUCCACAAACUUUAGGUCAAGGAUGAACUGGGCUUGGCCCACACCGUAGAUGCCAACCAAGAGCCAGGAAAUGGUACACUACAGGGCUGUGGCUGGGAGUUGUUCUGCCUUCUCCGUCACACUCACUACAUUUUAAAUGCCCCCACUCUGCUCACUGCAGCUGUGGGGCCAGUUUAUCCCACAAGUCCCAUCUUGGAUACCUUCUGUCCCAUCUAAUGCAAAAGAAACCACCCAAACCACAACAACGAAAAAGAGCCCACACUCUGCCUUCCAGGCAGGCUUAGACGAGACAGCUCACCUGUCCCCACCAACCCUCUGAGUCAUUGAGGCGGUAAGAAGCCAGGCUGGAGUCAUUGGGAGGCUCUCCUGCAUGUAUGCCUGGCAGGUGACACAGGUUGCUGGCUGGGAGCCCUGAGACCUUAAUGGGACAGCUGGCUGGGGACUUCUCCAGGAGGUGCUGGCUUGCCCUCCUCUAACACUGUGGCUGUUAUAGGGGGACCACCCAGUAAGGAAGAACAGAGAGGAGAAAGGGAGGAGGCACAGGCCACAGUCUGUGCACUGUUCCUAACAGCCCUUGAGGCCACACAGCAUUGUCUUUACCAUGUGCGCAUACAGUCCACCUCUGCCCAGGCCCAAAGGGGCGGGUUCUUGUCUACUGCCCUGCUGCGUCCCGGGAGCAGUUCUGUAGCCCAUCUGGCUGGCCUUGGCCGCAGCUAGCCCAGAGGGAGUUGGCAGCACCAGCACUGCCAUUCUUGUUUACCCAGGGCACCACUUUUGAGCUCAGGCACUAUUGAUCCCUCCACCGGCACAGUGACAGCUUGCUCUUUUGUCUUGGCAGAGGGGUCCAUCUGUGUGGCUCCAGCAUGCCAGCCUUGAUGUCAGCAGGACUGGCACAUCCCAGUAAGUGGGAAUUGGCUAGAGGGCCCAGAGGAGUGGUCUGCAUGGCUGCUGCCUGGGAGCCAUUCUUGAAAAGGCAGGUCCAGCUGCAGAGGGUAUCUGCGCCAAGACUCAGGCUUACAUUAUGUACAGUUAGAGCAUCAGGCUCAGGGGCAGCACAUGGGAGUCCCAUUUGUGUGAACACGGGACAGCACUGAGGCACUCUCUGAAACCAGGUAUUUUCUGUACUUGUCAGUCAGGAAGGAUGUACCUCUUGCCUUUGGUCUGUCUGAAUAUGCCAAAAUUGACUCUCGCUACUCUUUGCUGAUGGCUGUCAUUUAUUAAUGAGUUGAUUAUGUAAGGCACUCAUUACAGUGCCAGAGACAUAGUAGAUGCUCAAUAAACUUCACUGGUUCUGGA